Molecule: messenger RNA, 1584 nt
Organism: Glycine soja
Lineage: Eukaryota; Viridiplantae; Streptophyta; Magnoliopsida; Fabales; Fabaceae
Product: fasciclin-like arabinogalactan protein 10
Exons: 1
Coding region: 68-1318 (416 amino acids)
Cellular component (GO): plasma membrane
Source: RefSeq, a predicted model, not a curated record
CUCACUCCCACUCCCACUCCCACUUCCACUUCCACUCUCUCACACACUCUCUUAUUGUCUCUCCAUCAUGGCUCACAUUCUCCCUUUCCUCCUCCUCACCCUCCUCGCCGCCACCGCCUCCGCCCACAAUAUCACCGACAUUCUCGCCGCCAACCCCGACUACAGCGACUUCAACGGCUUCCUCUCCCAAACCGGCCUCGCCGGCGAAAUCAACACCCGCCAGACCAUCACCGUCCUCGUCCUCAACAACGCCGCCCUCUCCGCCGUGGCCGCAAAACACCCCCUCUCCGUCGUCAAAAACCUCCUCAGCCUCCACAUCCUCCUCGACUACUUCGACAACACAAAGCUCCACCAGAUCCCCAACGGCACCACGCUCUCCACCACUCUCUACCAAACCACCGGCAAUGCCAACGGCAACGUCGGCUCCGUCAACAUCACCGACCUCAAAGGCGGUAAGGUUGGCUUCGGCUCCGCUGCUCCCGGCUCCAAACUCGACUCCUCCUACACCAAAUCCGUCAAACAAAUCCCCUACAACAUCUCCGUCAUGGAAAUCAGCGCGCCGAUCAUUUCGCCGGGGAUCCUCGCGGCUCCGCCUCCCUCAGCCGACGUUAACAUAACGGCGCUCAUCGAAAAAGCCGGAUGCAAAACGUUCGCCUCACUCAUCUCCUCUAACGGACUCAUUAAAACGUUUCAGUCAACGGCGGAUAAAGGUUUGACUAUUUUCGCUCCUAACGAUGAAGCGUUUAAGGCGAAAGGCGUACCUGAUUUGAGCAAGCUCACGAACGCUGAAGUUGUUUCGCUCUUACAGUAUCACGCCGCCGCUAAGUAUCUUCCCGUUGGAUCUCUGAAAACGACGAAGGAUUCAAUUAACACGUUGGCCUCCAACGGCGCCGGAAAGUUCGAUUUGACCGUUUCCGUCGCCGGAGAUUCCCUUACGCUCCACACCGGAGUCGAUUCCUCGAGGAUAGCGGAGACGAUUCUCGAUUCCACUCCGCUUUCGAUUUAUUCUGUGGACAGCGUUCUUCUUCCGCCGGAGCUGUUCGCGAAGUCGCCGUCUCCUGCCCCGGCGCCGGGACCGGUUACUGCGCCUUCUCCCUCGCCGGUGUCAACUCCAUCGGAAGCACCUUCGCCGCUUCCGGCAUCGCCUCCGGCUCCAGCGGGAGAGACUCCUGCCGGUGCUCCGGCGGAUGCACCGUCCUCGGAGGCUGAGCGGAGCACUUCCGGCAAGAGUGACGGUGUUCACGUGAAAGCUUCUGCGACUCUCACUGUUGCAGUGAUUGCAUUGUCUGCCUUUGUGAUUUCUGCUACCUUUAUGUAAUUUUAAUAUUUUUAUAGUUUUUAUUGAUUUUCUUUUUGUAAGUGUUUUUGAGUUUUUUUUUUUAAAUUUGCGCUUUUUAUUUUUAUUUUUAUUUUUAUUUUUCCUGGGAUGUGAUUGGACGAGGGAAUUUGGUUUAUUUAUUUUUUUGUUAUAAAUUAAUUUAGGCAUGUGGUGAUGUACGACACUGCGACGUGUUAGUUGUGUAUUUUUAUUUUAUUUUAAUUUUUGAGUUAUGGAAGAUUCUGGUGUUUUUUUGGGUGGUGGAA